GUUUAUGAAGUGCGUUAGCGCGGUACGAUCGAUCGAUCAAGGGUCGCGGUGUCUUUUCGCUGAUCCAUGAUCACAUCUGGUGACGCGUAUGCCACCACAGCCGCCACAGGAAGGAAGGAGAUCGCAAUAGCACUCUCACGUCGCCCAAGAGCUGUUGCGGAUCGAAAGACUUGGCCGUCGGUGUAGCGACGAACCUGCUCGGAUCGACGGUGCGGGAAUUUGACGUUGUUGAAAAGUGCCGACUGGCACGGCGUACGAUCGAGGGUUGGGGCAGCUUACGUGCGCGCUCUUACGGCGCGUGCACGGUGGACGUUAACCGGACGGAACCACUCGGAGGCCCACAGUCGCACGUCGUGAGUGCCAUCGGUAGCAUCUCGCGCGAGGAGAAACGCAGCUCAUCUCGGACAGUGUAGAGUUUUAAGUUGUUGUGUUUGUAUACUCGUACGUGAUAAUAGUGCGUCGUUCGUGGCUGGUGUAAAGGGUUAUGUACAUUCAUUCACUCGGUGACACGAUCAGUGAGUCUCAUUAUGCGCGAUAAGCUGCUACUAGUGAUCGGUGCGUGCUGCGCGCUUGCCUAUCUUCAGGUGGCCAGGACGCAGCAGAGUGAUUAUGAAAUCGAUUACGAUGAGGAGGGCUUUUGGAUUGGCCACGGGCUAGGCAACCGCAAAGAAGGUGACGAAAUCCUGAAGGUGCUGCACAAAUCGGUCGGUCCAUUCGUGGAGCCGCAAAACGUUACCGUCGUAGAGAAGUUUACUGCAGCGGAUGGUGAAAGUAUUACGUUCACACAAUUCAACUCCUCUAAGGUACUCACAUACUUUCACGAGGUGGUAUUGGACUUCAAUCCGAAAAACUUCUACAUCCGGCUGAAACUGUUUAAUAUAACCAGCCUUCGACUGCAGCGAACAGUGUAUGGGUUUCGAUCGAACGCAAUCAAACCGGAUGUAAGCUAGAAAUGCUCCUAUUAAGCCAUUUUGCGCAGCGACCCAUUAGAAAUUAGUGUCUGCUUUCUUUAAUAAGUUAUCUGUAGGUACUGUAUUAAUUAAGCUAGUGAAUAAGGAAUAAAACCAAAAAUCUCUUACAUCACUCACUA
Molecule: messenger RNA, 1090 nt
Organism: Anopheles arabiensis
Lineage: Eukaryota; Metazoa; Arthropoda; Insecta; Diptera; Culicidae
Exons: 3
Coding region: 528-950 (140 amino acids)
Source: RefSeq, a predicted model, not a curated record